GGGAUCAUCAGAAGACUCCCUGCUGGCCAACCCGUCUGUAGCAAGAAUGCGACAAGUUCUUCUGGUUAUACGCCUACAUGACCAUGCGCAAGCUUGGUAUGUACUACUUUGCUAACUUGCUCGGCGAUUCCAUCGUCGAAAUCUGGUCGAGGAGUAGAUCUUUUUGCGUUUUUACACAUUCUACCCUACUGCAGCUGAUUUGCUUGCCAUGAUUCUAAGUUGGAGGAUGGAUUUUCUUGCAUCAAGGCCAUGUGCCGAAAUUGUUCGUUCGUCACACCAUGUGGCCAUUCCGUCAUUGGUACGACCGUUUGUUCCGCAGGUCUGCGCGAGCCUCCACGUAGGUGCUGCCUUCGACUGGUCGUACGAGCCCAAACGGGCAUCAUCGGUAACUCUUAUUUCAAGGACUUGCGAUCGCAGCUUGCUGCUGGGUCAAUGGACAAUAAGUACUCAGACACUCUGCGCCAAUUCUCUUCACCAGAACAUUCAACUCUUUCAGUUGAUUGCGCGAUUGAUCUCUUAUCUGAUUCUCUGUGACUUCCUUGAGCCGCUUACGCCCUACGGUAAACUCUUCUCCGCCAACCGUUUGUAUCUUUGUGUUGGACGACGAAAGCGCCGCGUGCACAAUGCCAGACUCUCCAAAGACAGAUGCACCCGUGGUUGGUACGUACGAUCUUGGCGGCGGACGAAAAGGAGCAAUAUCGGGACCCGGGGGUCAGACACCGAAUCAACCGCAGCCGAAUGGAAUGGGACUUUAGAAGCUUCCUUCGCCUGGAAAUUUUCGCACUUGAGAAGCCGCUGGGUUUCUGGAUUGCACGGUUUAUUUAUGGAUAUGUACGACUUGAAAUGCAUAACUCUCGGAGCGCCUCUUGCGACUGAUCGAUCUUCCUCUGAACAUCAUUCAUCUCGAUCCUGUGUGUAUCAUCCCUCGGUACUAUAGCGUUGACAUGGCGGUGUGGUUCUGGAUUCGAAUAACCUGGUGCCUAGCGGUAGAGCAGCGUUCAUACGAGCAUCUCGGCUGGGGCGCUCAAUAUUAACUAGGACAAAUCCAACACUGUCUCUUCACUGCAGUCGUGUGGUGCCUCUCAACUGGAAGGACUAGACUGCCAGGUUGUGCGCAUGGUGAUAUUUUGUACAACCUGGUAAGAACGAAGGCGCAAUUUACCGGUCCCACAUAUAGACAGGCUGAACACCCGCUUACUCAGUCUUUCGGCAUUUCAGCUGUACCAGUGCCCCGUCUCACUUUGCUAAGCGCAAAGCUAGUCGUUCGUCGUAAAUGCUCAAUGGCCAAACGCUAAAGAAAGAAUUACAAACCCUCGACAUACUAGUGCUCUUCUGGCGAUGGGCAAGGCACCCAAGUAAGCAGCUUGAACGAUGGAGUUGCCAACCAUGGUCACUAACCUGAGUCCUUGCCUUCCGUACGC
Molecule: messenger RNA, 1421 nt
Organism: Paraphaeosphaeria sporulosa
Lineage: Eukaryota; Fungi; Ascomycota; Dothideomycetes; Pleosporales; Didymosphaeriaceae
Exons: 3
Coding region: 209-937 (242 amino acids)
Source: RefSeq, a predicted model, not a curated record